This is a messenger RNA of Aspergillus clavatus NRRL 1, 1530 nucleotides long. Its product is annotated as aminoglycoside phosphotransferase family protein. The coding region runs from base 1 to 1530 and encodes 509 amino acids. Gene Ontology annotation, cellular component: mitochondrion. NCBI's taxonomy places the organism in Eukaryota, Fungi, Ascomycota, Eurotiomycetes, Eurotiales, Aspergillaceae. The record is from RefSeq and is a predicted model, not a curated record. The transcript has 4 exons.
AUGGGUGAUUUAACGAAGAGCUCCGCCGCGCUGAACGCCGUGGCCUGCCAUUCUGUCGGUCGACAUGUCAAUAACGUGGCCUCGAUCACAAAACUCGCGGAGGGGGGCUUCAACCGUGUCUUGCAAGUCACCUUCGAUGACGGAUAUGCAGUUCUUGCAAGGCUACCGUACAAGACAACUGUCCCGAAACAUUAUGCAGUGGCCAGUGAGGCUGCUACACUCGCACUUCUGCGUGCUCAUGGGGUCCCAGUCCCAAAAGUCCUUGCGUAUUCUCCAGAUCAGACAAACGCCGUUGGAACCGAAUAUAUUCUACUUGAAAAGCUUGAAGGAACACCCUUGAGUGACCAGUGGUUCUCCAUGGAUACCAAAACUCGGGUCAAAGUAAUGAGACAGAUUGUUGAUUUGGAGAGACGAUUCAUGAGCAUCCACUUCCCAGCAAGCGGAAGUCUGUAUCACCGCCGUGAUCUCGAAGGCUCACAACACUUUAUCCCAGUCUCGGACGAUAUCGUCGUUGGCCCAACUGCACAGCAUGAAUGGUGGUAUCGAGAACGGGCCUCUCUGAAGGUUGACCGCGGCCCAUGGAAUACCUUUUCUGCAUGCUUCGAAGCACCUGCAAAGCGCGAGAUAGAAUUCUGUGAAAGAUUUGGCAAACCACGCUUACACGUCGAAAGAUACCUACGAGAAAUACACCAGUUCCAAAACCUCUCACCUAUUCCGUACCAACAUCUUCUUACCAAUUAUUUAAAGUUAGCGCCCUACCUCGACGUCCCAUCCGGCCACUGCAUGUCUCGCCCGACUCUUCGCCAUCCGGACUUUUCACCUAACAAUAUCCUGGUGAAUACGUCUAACGACGUGGUAGGGAUCAUUGACUGGCAGCAUGCAGUCAUUCUACCCCUCUGUCUGUGCGCUGGAAUCCCCGAUCAUUUUCAAAAUUGGGGCGAUCCAUUGUCCGAGACAUUAUCUAAGCCAGAGGUCAAAUUGCCAGACAAUUUUGAUAAACUUAGCGAUGAAGAACAAGGAACUGUUCAAGAGACGAUGCGGAGACGGAUUGUCCAUUUCUAUUAUGCUGCGUUGACCAUGAAAUCCCUGCCGGAUCAUUUUGACGCCAUCAGAACCGAAAACUGUAUGCUUCGAGCGAAGCUUUUUCACCAUGUACAGGCUCCCUGGGAAGGGGACUCUGUCUCGUUGAAGUAUGCCAUGUUACAGCUCCUCAAGAAUUGGCCUAUGUCGCUGGAUGGAGGAGCACAAAUGAGAUCUGUUGAGUGUCCAAUUCAAUUUUCUGGGCAAGAGAUGCAGAAAUGUUCGGAGGAUCAUCGCCAAGAACAAGAGAAACUACAGGAACUAAGCGAGAUGAGGGAUCUAAUCGGGACAGAUGCCCUAGGCUGGGUUUCAGAUGAGGAUGAGCUUAAACGGUGCAGGGCUAUCAUCCAGAGCAUCAAAGACGGUUUGAUGGAACAUUCAAGCACUGAUAUGGAGAAAAUUGCGGUCCUUUCCCAUUUUCCUUUCGAUGAUCAUGAAGAAAAUGCGUGA